Messenger RNA from Eucalyptus grandis, 2395 nucleotides. RefSeq names its product DEAD-box ATP-dependent RNA helicase 53, mitochondrial. NCBI's taxonomy places the organism in Eukaryota, Viridiplantae, Streptophyta, Magnoliopsida, Myrtales, Myrtaceae. The transcript has 8 exons. The coding region runs from base 142 to 2022 and encodes 626 amino acids. The record is from RefSeq and is a predicted model, not a curated record. Gene Ontology annotation, molecular function: nucleic acid binding; ATP binding.
UCCUCCCCCUUUCGCCUCGCAGCAGCAGCAGCGCUAAAACCCCCCGCUCCUCUCCCAGCCCCAUUCUUAAACCCUAAUCUCUCUCUCUCUCUCUCCCAUUCUCUUUCUCUCUCUUCUUCGAGCGUGCAUCUCUCCACGAAGAUGAUGCACGUCGUCCUGAGGAGGACGGCUUCCUCGCCGAUCGCCGCCUCCAGCCGGGCGCUCUCCGCCGCCCUCACCUGCCGCGAAACCCUACUCCGCCGCCCCCAGCCGCUCGCCGCGCCCUCCGAUGGCGCUAUUCCCGGCGGGCCGGGCCAUUUCCUGAGGCCGCCGCCGCCGCCGUCGACGCAGCCGCCGUCGUGGCUCGGCGGCUCGGCGAGGGGGUUCCACGCGAGUCCCGGGCCGUUGGGGUUUAGGGCGUCGGGGGUCUCGCGGGCUGAGUUCGCCGUCGACGAUUUUGCGCCCUAUGACGAGGAGAAGCCGUCGGCGGGGAGUAGAAAUGAUGAAGGUCUUGAGAUUGCGAAGCUCGGGAUUGCUCCGGAGAUUGUCUCUGCUUUGGCUAAGAAGGGCAUAGCCAAGCUCUUUCCUAUACAGAGAGCUGUGCUUGAACCAGCAAUGCAAGGGCGGGACAUGAUUGCCCGAGCCAAAACCGGAACAGGAAAAACCCUUGCUUUUGGGAUCCCCGUCAUGGACAAGAUAAUUCAGUUUAAUGCAAAACAUGGACGUGGGAGGAAUCCCUUGGCUAUAAUCUUGGCUCCAACAAGAGAACUUGCACGACAAGUUGAGAAAGAAUUCGCUGAGACUGCUCCCAAUUUGGAUACUAUUUGUGUUUAUGGGGGUACACCAAUUGGAAGUCAAAUGAGGCAGCUUGACUAUGGUGUUGAUGUUGUUGUUGGAACACCUGGUCGUGUUAUUGACCUUCUCAAGAGAGGUGCACUGAACUUAUCAGAAGUCCAAUUUGUUGUCCUUGAUGAAGCGGAUCAGAUGCUUGCAGUGGGAUUUGAGGAAGAUGUUGAAACAAUAUUACAGAAGUUGCCACAGAACAGGCAGAGUAUGAUGUUUUCAGCGACAAUGCCAAAUUGGAUAAGAAGCCUCACCAAGAAAUAUUUAAAGGAUCCGUUGACUAUUGAUUUGGUUGGAGAUUCUGAUCAAAAGUUGGCAGAAGGUAUUUCACUAUAUUCGAUUGCAUCUGACAUGUAUGGAAAAGCAUCAAUUAUUGGACCUCUGAUAACAGAACAUGCAAAAGGUGGAAAGUGCAUUGUUUUCACUCAAACAAAAAGAGAUGCUGAUAGAUUGGCAUAUGCUAUGGGCAGAAAGUUUAGAUGUGAGGCUCUGCAUGGGGAUAUUUCACAAAGUCAGAGGGAGAGAACACUUGCAGGUUUCCGGGAUGGGCAGUUUAAUAUUCUAGUGGCGACAGAUGUUGCUUCCCGUGGUCUUGAUAUUCCCAAUGUUGAUUUGGUCAUACAUUUUGAGCUUCCAAACAAUUCAGAGAUUUUUGUUCAUCGCUCUGGUAGAACAGGGCGAGCUGGUAAGAAAGGAAAUGCGAUCCUCAUCUACACACGGGAGCAGACAAGGGCCGUGAAGGUUAUUGAGCGAGAAGUGGGAUGCCGAUUUAUCGAGCUUCCCAGUAUAGCUGUUGAGGGAGGCAGUGUGGAUAUGUCGAAUGACUUUGGUGGUGGUGGUCGAUCUGGCUCAUAUGGUGGUGGUGGUCGAUCUGGCUCAUAUGGUGGUGGAAGAGAACGUCGUUCUGGUGAUUCAGGAUUUGGACGUAGUCAAAGAGGUUCAGACUUUGGUGGAUAUGGAAGUUCUAGCAACUCUGGUCGUUUUGGUUCCUUUGGUGGUCCUAGUACAGGUCCUUCUGGAGGAGGCUUUGGUAACUCAAACCGAUCUGGGAAUUUUGGUCGCUCUUCAGGAUUUGGCGACAGCAGUUCCACCAGGAGUGGUGGCUUUGGAGGUAAUAAUUCUGGCCGAAGUGGUGGUUUUGGCGGUUUUGGCGACUCUUAUUCCAGCCGGUUUGGUGGCUUUGGCGAUAAUAAAAGCUGAUGAUCUGUGAACUGCACUAUCAUCCAAUACAGUUGAAGGGUGCCUAGAAGAGGCAUAUAAUGUUUAACAAGGUAAUUCAAUGUCUAUUGAUAUCAAAGCUUCUGCACACAAUGAUGUUUUGCUGGAAGGACACACGGUCUUCUUUGGGGCUUUUCCUUGACCCGAAGAGAAUUUUGCCGAAGCAGCGAAAGUUAGUGUGAACCGUGUAGGGUUUUUGUGUUUUUCGUGUUGUCGAUAUCUACUCUACUAAUAUAUCAUCAUUCUAUGGUAGAAUAAACUGUAGUUGAGAUCGGACAUGAGAUAAAAGAAGUUGCUUAUCUUCUAUUUUUUUUUUUUUAAUAUCUCCCCGCAUCAAUAGUAAAACGAAAUUUCA